Molecule: messenger RNA, 708 nt
Organism: Penicillium macrosclerotiorum
Lineage: Eukaryota; Fungi; Ascomycota; Eurotiomycetes; Eurotiales; Aspergillaceae
Exons: 2
Coding region: 1-708 (235 amino acids)
Biological process (GO): endoplasmic reticulum to Golgi vesicle-mediated transport
Cellular component (GO): Golgi membrane; endoplasmic reticulum membrane; COPII-coated ER to Golgi transport vesicle
Molecular function (GO): COPII receptor activity
Source: RefSeq, a predicted model, not a curated record
AUGUGGAUCCUGCCCUUGGUAGGGUACCUGGGGUUGAUUGUUGGGUUCGCUUUCCUCACUCUUGCUAUUGCCUCGGGACUAUACUAUUUAUCGGAACUCGUGGAGGAACAUACCGUUCUUGCGCGCCGGUUACUGAGCCGCCUAAUAUACGGCAUAAUCGGGCUCCAAGUUCUACUCGUCAUUAUCGACCGAUUCCCUGUCUGGCUCUCCCUUCUCAGUAUCCUCUCCCAUCUUGUCUAUGCCAGCAAUCUACGCCGCUUUCCCAUCGUCAAAUUAUCCGACCCUGUGUUCAUUCUCUCGUGCAUUUUGGUCCUUCUCAACCAUUGGCUUUGGUUCCGCCAUUUCUCGAAGCCGCUCCCUCCUUCCCGCCGCACCGAUAAUAACUGGCGCCAGCCAUACCAGGUUGACUAUGCAGAUAUGCCAUCAUUUUCGGAGGUGGCCUCAUAUUUUGGUCUCUGCGUUUGGUUAGUGCCAUUUGCCCUCUUUGUUAGUCUGAGCGCCGGGGAAAAUGUUCUACCCAGCAUGGGAUCUGAAUAUGCCACUGGAGAACAUUCCUCAUCUGGGAUGGGUCACAGUCAUGGUCCAUCCGAUAGCAAGACGAAGAAUAAAGGGAUGGCAAAAGCAUUGGUAGACAAUGUGCGUGAUUGGGCUCGAGAGAAUGGGGAACUCAUGGGGUUCUGGCGCGGUGAGCGUACUCAACGUUUCUAA